Molecule: messenger RNA, 1768 nt
Organism: Lampris incognitus (smalleye Pacific opah)
Lineage: Eukaryota; Metazoa; Chordata; Actinopteri; Lampriformes; Lampridae
Product: RNA-binding protein 4.1-like
Exons: 4
Coding region: 88-1230 (380 amino acids)
Cellular component (GO): cytosol
Molecular function (GO): mRNA binding; zinc ion binding
Source: RefSeq, a predicted model, not a curated record
UCCACGAGCGGCGCCAUUUCACUCGUUCAUUCAUUGGCGUCGAGGCCCACGUCGUUUCUCGGGGAUAAAGCCAGCUGGGAUUUCAUCAUGGUGAAAAUCUUUGUCGGUAAUCUUGCUUCGAGCACCACGGUGGAGGAGUUGCGCGAGCUCUUCACUCAGUAUGGUAAAAUCACAGAAUGUGAUAUUGUCAAGAACUAUGGCUUUGUGCACAUGAACAACAUGACUGAAGCAGAAGAGGCCAUCCGCAACCUCCAUCAUCAUGAGCUGAAUGGUGAGCGAAUGAAUGUGGAGAUGAGCAAAGGGAGACCCAAGUCCACCACCAAGCUGCAUGUCAGCAAUCUUGGUGAGGGUGCCACCAGUGACGAUCUGCGGACGAAGUUUGAGGAGUUUGGCACCGUUGUGGAGUGUGACAUAGUGAAGGACUAUGCCUUUGUUCACAUGGAGCGAGUGGAGGAUGCCAUGGAGGCCAUCAGUAAGCUGGACAACACAGCCUUCAAAGGCAAGCUGAUGAACGUACAGCUGUCCACCAGUCGGCUUCGCACUGCCCCGGGAAUGGGAGAUCAAACCGGCUGCUAUGUCUGCGGGAGACAGGGUCACUGGUCGAAAGACUGUCCAGUCGGUCGGAACGGUAGCCACAGUGACGGCAUGAUGGGUCGCAGCAACCGGGUCCUCCCUCGGGGUCCCCCAGGUUAUGGCAGGGGUGGCUACGGAAUGGCCAGGGUUCCAGGAUCUGAAUAUAUUGGUGGCUCUGCGUAUAGUCGAGCUAGUUACCUGAGUGGUCUGCCGCCUCCACCUCGUAGACUAAGCUAUGGGGCUGAGAUGGGUGAUAGGUACGCAAAUAGAGCAGCAGGCUCCUAUAUUGAUCGUGAUCGCUAUAAUAGUAGUGUUGACUAUUAUGAGAAGUACAGAGCACGUCCUUAUGGCACAAGCUAUUUCGAGGAACGCCGUCUCUCCUAUUUCCCCCCUCCCCCACCCCCUUCUUCCUCCCUUUCAAGGCUCUCCUCCAGCAUAGAUCCAUAUGACCGUCGGACACUGCCUCCACCUUCAUCGGCCACAGCUGCAGCCGCUUACUAUGCUCGGGACCGCAGCCCAAUCAGACGAGUACCAGUCACCUCAGCAAGUUACACCUACGAGCACUCACCCAUCUCGACUGUGUCCGGCACCAGAAGUUCAUCCUAUGGCGCCGUGCGAGCCAAGGACACUUACGCAGCACGCUAUACGCCUUACUAAAGCUGUAUUGCCAAGGUGUGUUUGUGAACUGCAGGACUUUUCCUUUGCCGCCAUUUCCCUUGAGCCGCAUGAUUUCAUCGAUCUAAGGGGUGUGCCACAAAACAAAGUGUACAAGAUGCCAUGGGAAAUAGGCUUGGGCAUCUUCCUUCUUAGGUGCCAGUUAGCAUCUUAGGUGCCAGUUGCCUGCAGAUGAAUUGUCCUUUAAUUCAUGAUAUAAACCGAUACUCACAUACUUAUUUUAUAGUUUUCAAAAAGGAUUAUUUGAAAUUUUGAACUGCACUGUUUGUAUGACUUUAAUGUACAAAUUGAUAAUUUUCUCGCUUGCUCUCGGGGUUUUCAAUUCAUUUCUUAAUGACGUGUCUCACCAUUUUGUGUUUCUUUCUCAUGAAGCAGAUUGUUAAAUGAAAUUUUUAAGUAAAGGUAGUUGAGACUUAUUUUUUUAUCAAAGAAAGUUGAAUCAAUUCAUCUGGACGCAACGUUUAUUGACGAGACACGUUUCAUCACUCAUCUAAGUGACCUCAUCAGUCUCAGCUGACUG